GGCAAGAUGGCUGCUGAGCUUGGCGUGCGGGUUGUCUGGCCCGGGCCUGAAGCCGUAUUGGGCAAGCUGGUGCGAGCCUUCCUGCUGCUCCUGUAUUUUGCGGCUCGCAGCAGCGCGCUCUACUUCCACAUUGGAGAGACAGAGAAGAAAUGCUUCAUUGAGGAGAUUCCGGACGAGACCAUGGUCAUAGGAAACUACCGGACGCAGCUGUAUGACAAGCAGAGGGAGGAAUACCAGCCGGCCACCCCCGGCCUUGGCAUGUUCGUGGAAGUCAAGGACCCCGAAGACAAGGUCAUCCUGGCCCGGCAGUAUGGCUCUGAGGGCAGGUUCACUUUCACUUCUCAUACCCCUGGUGAGCACCAGAUCUGUCUUCACUCAAAUUCCACCAAGUUCUCCCUCUUUGCUGGAGGCAUGCUGAGAGUUCACCUGGAUAUUCAGGUGGGUGAACAUGCCAAUGACUAUGCUGAAAUUGCUGCCAAAGACAAACUGAGUGAGUUGCAGCUACGUGUGAGACAGCUGGUGGAACAAGUGGAACAGAUCCAGAAAGAGCAGAACUACCAGCGGUGGCGGGAGGAGCGCUUCCGGCAGACCAGCGAGAGCACUAACCAGCGGGUGUUGUGGUGGUCCAUCCUGCAGACCCUCAUCCUUGUGGCCAUUGGAGUCUGGCAAAUGCGGCACCUCAAGAGUUUCUUUGAAGCCAAGAAGCUUGUGUAGUCACCGCAGGCCUUACAGCCAGACUUGGGGAGAACAGACUGCUUCGAACUGUUUACUCUCUGGCAGGA
Molecule: messenger RNA, 782 nt
Organism: Chrysochloris asiatica (Cape golden mole)
Lineage: Eukaryota; Metazoa; Chordata; Mammalia; Afrosoricida; Chrysochloridae
Gene: TMED9
Product: transmembrane emp24 protein transport domain containing 9
Exons: 5
Coding region: 7-714 (235 amino acids)
Biological process (GO): COPI coating of Golgi vesicle; intracellular protein transport; endoplasmic reticulum to Golgi vesicle-mediated transport
Cellular component (GO): endoplasmic reticulum; COPII-coated ER to Golgi transport vesicle; Golgi apparatus
Source: RefSeq, a predicted model, not a curated record